Talpa occidentalis (Iberian mole) is the source of this 7360-nucleotide messenger RNA. It is a transcript of the gene BORCS5, whose product is annotated as BLOC-1 related complex subunit 5. Gene Ontology annotation, biological process: organelle transport along microtubule; positive regulation of anterograde synaptic vesicle transport; lysosome localization. Gene Ontology annotation, cellular component: synaptic vesicle membrane; cytoplasmic side of lysosomal membrane; BORC complex. The coding region runs from base 326 to 916 and encodes 196 amino acids. The record is from RefSeq and is a predicted model, not a curated record. Lineage: Eukaryota; Metazoa; Chordata; Mammalia; Eulipotyphla; Talpidae. The transcript is spliced from 4 exons.
GCCGAUGGCGCCGCCCUCUGGCUGCAGGCGCGACUGAAGCCGGCGAUCCCCGCCUCCUCUCUUGGGGUUCCCGCAAGAAAGACACCCGGGGAUCGUGCAGCCGGGCCCGCGCCUCUUUGCGCGCGUGUUUCCCAAAUAGGGCCUCCCCAGCCCCUGCCGCCCUCGCCCGUGGGCUGGCGCGCCACCCCCACACUUGGGCUCGGCAGCCGCACCCCGCUCUAUGUAGCGCCCUCUUCCCGACCCCCGGCCCCGGCCCUGCCGCCCGCCGCCUGAGCGGGGAGACCGCCCGUCCCGCCGUUCCUCCGCCGCCACCGCUGCCGGCACCAUGGGUAGUGAGCAGAGCUCGGAGGCCGAGAGCCGACCCAACGAUCUGAACUCCUCAGUGGCCCCGUCUCCAGCUAAGCACAGAGCCAAGAUGGAUGAUAUUGUGGUUGUAGCCCAGGGCUCCCAGGCUUCACGCAAUGUCAGCAACGAUCCUGAUGUCAUCAAGUUGCAAGAGAUUCCAACCUUCCAGCCGCUUUUAAAAGGGUUGCUGAGUGGGCAGACCUCUCCAACAAACGCAAAAUUGGAGAAGUUGGAUUCUCAGCAGGUGCUGCAGCUCUGCCUCCGAUACCAGGAUCACCUCCAUCAGUGUGCAGAGGCUGUUGCUUUUGAUCAGAAUGCUUUGGUGAAACGGAUCAAAGAGAUGGAUCUGUCCGUCGAAACCCUCUUUAGCUUCAUGCAGGAGAGGCAGAAAAGAUACGCCAAAUACGCCGAGCAGAUCCAGAAAGUCAACGAAAUGUCGGCCAUCCUCCGGCGCAUCCAGAUGGGCAUCGACCAGACCGUGCCUCUGAUGGAGCGGCUCAACAGUCUGCUGCCCGAGGGCGAGAGGCUGGAGCCCUUCAGCAUGAAGCCAGACCGAGAGCUCAAGCUCUAGAGCCACAUGGCCCCUCUGCUGGCCGCUGCUCCCGGGGACAGAGCCCCGCGCCGCCGGGACCCUGAGGACUUGAGAACCAGGUGGUGUGACCAGGCCCGGGGCAGGUCGGGGGUCUUGGCUCUCCCGGAGGAGGGCGGGAAGCACUGGGGCUGGUCUGAAAAGCUGACUCGCCCCCCCCCACCCCCCUCACCCCUUCCUGGAUGCAUCUUCCCUGUGCAGCGCGAACUGAACUGCUUCUGUGACAGCCGGAGUUGAGUGAUUAGGAAUUCUCUACAGCACUCCUGUUGGGGAUUAUUUUUAUUUUGUUUCAAGUUGUUUUUUUUUGUUUUAAUUGAAAGUGUACAUUGUCUAGUCUAACUUGUGAGGUGAAACAUGGGGAGAAGGGGAGAGGUAUUGUAAGAAGCUCUCCGGGGUGUGGCUGUGACACAAGCACUGAUGAAGUCAGGCCUGUGCGGUUACUCUUCCUCCCAUGUGCAUCACAUGCGGGCCUCGCCCGGGGCACCCCCUUCCCGCCCCGGUGAAAUGCAGGUACUUUUGUUGUGUGCCGGGUUACUGUGCCCCAUAUGUUGUCUUGGGAAUCUGACGAUUCCUUUCUACACCCCCAUUGGGUUUAUCUCCCACUGACAACUGGUUUCCUUGGGGCAGACAUAGUUACGUCUCUUUAUAUUACAUCACUGACGGGAUUCCAGUUUUUGGAACAACAAUAAGGGUUUAACCAGUAGCUGUGUGACUCAUCUGGUGAACUUGGGGUGCUGAAGGGGUGCGAAGUGUUCCAAGGGAGGAAUCUCUUACUACCUAGUUUCAGGCUAACUGGGGUCCAGACCCUCUUGUGCCUCUGGUACCUUAGGAAGUGUGCCGGUACCUGCAGUCCCGCCGCCACCAUGGCAGUCCCUGCUGGCCUCCAGCCCAGGGAAAAUGCAGGUGCCCCCUCGGGCAGCGCUGUGAGAAUCACAUUUCUGGGUGAGUCUCCUGUCUGGGAGGUGGUGGUAAGCUGUACGUAGGCCAAAGGCAAAUGUGAAGAUAGCCUCUCGCGGCCUACCUGCCUUCCCGGAGAGUCUCUCUGAUGUCGGCACAAAGGUGGGGUUGUGGCGAUCGCUGCCAUGUUCAACAGGGCCGCUGCAGGUGCGGGGAGCACGGUGUGCCCACGGAAGGUGGUUUUGGGAUGUCAAAAAUAGCCUUCGGUGUAUUUAUUAUUUAUGAGAUUAAAAUUGCUCCCACUUCAUCCAGCAUAUCUCGGGUAAAUGUUACCCAAUUCUACUCUUGGAUCUUAAUCAGACACUAUGUCGUAGGUGUUGAAUGACAGAAGAAAUGUACAUCAAGCGAAUGAAAAAUAUUUUUUUGGUCCAUAGUGUAAAACUCAAUAGCUUCUAGGAUUUUCUGAGACCACAAAAUACCAAGAUUGUUCAUUCCCUCUGAGCGCGAAAGACAAGGCGGGAAUGAAAGCCAAGGGAAGCAGCCGAGGCCCUCCAGAUCCCACUUCUGUCCCCUGGGAACUGGCGCCUUAGGAGGGGUGGCAGAGGCCUGAGGAGAAUGUGGUCUGAGGGAGCCAUGGUGGCACUGGAAGCCAGGAGCUGGGAAUAGCGAGCUCCACCUUCAGAAUUUGCUGGACCACACUGACCUGACAUUCUGUAUCACACCCUUUGAUGGUCGAUUUUAGUUGGCGCCUUCACCCAUUUCUACAGUACAAAUCAGGAAAGAUGUUCUAUACCUUAGAAAUCUAUUAAUAGCUAAAGGCCGUUCUAGGAAACGUCAUGGGGGAAGGGGAGGCAGCAACACUUACUAAAUAAUGCAUCUUCCCCUCACUGAGCUGCAGUGCCCCUGGAGUUGCGUAUAAAAUUUCCACAUAAUCAAGGUUCUGACUCUGGCCUGUAUCUACUCCACGAUCUCUCCCUCCAUCCUGUUUCAUGCCAUGUUUUGUCCUUCGGUUUUCUUAUCACCAUUUCAUCAUGCCUUUUAAUAUCUGCUAUGGCUAGACUAGAUUCCAGCUAGACUUAGGAGUAUUUUUUCUAACUUCACUAUUUUUUUAAUUUCAGUGGGCAGAAAGAUUAUCCAUCUUUCCUUUGCCUAAAUUCACAGGAAGUGGCAUUUUUAAGCAUCACCUUUGUUCUUUUUUCGAGUUCCUGGAAUUCAUGGCACCAGCGCUGAACACAGGGAUAUGUUCAUAACUUUCGAAGAAUGAAGGGUUGGCUGCUUGUCUAUAGAGCUAUAAAAAUUGCUCAGGUGCCAUUAUCCUCACUGCAUUAAAUAUAAUUUACAAAUAAAAGCACAAACAAAUAAAAUGGGAUGCAGACUAAGCCUGCGAGGAUGGAGAUUUCUCAAUGCUUUUCAGCAGUUAAUAGACUGAAUGUGGCAAAAAGACAGAUCUAGCCUGGCAUGAAACACUCGCUGGCCAGUUCUUCCUCCAACUCCCCCUUCUUACGGAGAAAUUACAUAAAACAUGGUAUUAACUUAGAUUUUGGUCCCAAAUAGAUGUACUAGUUAUUACUGGGUAGAAACAGAAGAACAAUAGGUAAAUCGGACAUUACUCGAAAGAAUUGUAAUUCAUUUGAUAUUUAUGGUGUGUGAGGGUUUUACAACCUUGGCUAAGCUGAGCCAGAAUUCCCUUCCCUGUUGGUUUCUGUUCAGGGUUGGCCACGAGACACUGGCAUGAGAUUUGUUAGUGGAACUCGGGUGGCAGCUGCAAGUUGCCACAGGGGAGGAGCUGUUGCAUCUCCUGCACAUUGUCCUAGGCCUGCUGCACCCUGGGUGAGGCCAGUGGCUGUCCAACAGCCCCUCCAGCUCCCGGAGCUCUGCCUUCAACUCUUGCAGGUUAGGCCAGGAAUGGGACCUGCUUAUCCUUCAGCUGUGGCUCCUGAUGAGCAGCAAUGCACACUCCCACCUGCUGCUUGCAGGUUUCAAUGUCCUGUUUACCCUCUUUCCCAAACACCCAGUGAUUUCAGGUGAAAGAGCAUUGGACAGGGACUCUCUGACCAGCUCCUUUAAUUAAUGGCUUAAUUAUUCCACAUCAUCCCUGGCAAGAACCACCCUGACUCUGUAUGUGGCGUGACUACUCAUUUCACUCCUACUUUUUUCCAGUGGAUUCUGAGAAUCUGAUCUGCUGUUCUAAGAGACAGUGAUGACGAAUUUCUGCUGGUUAGUGCCCAGUCACCUCACAGGCCACCAGAGGAUGUUUCAGGGAUGAGAAAGCAGCCCAAGUGUCAAAGAGCCUGGCUGGGAGUUUCCUGACUUGGUCUUUGUCAAGUUCAUUUGAUUUCCCAGUGCCUGUCUCUACUCCCCUCUGGUGUGAGCUGGUCUGGAUGGACCUCAGGCCCCUUCGAGCUCACUGGACCCUUCAGCGAAGCUGACAUCUUCACCAGCUGCCCGAGCACUGGCCCUGGGUCUCUAUGGUGACUUUAAAUUCAACAAUUUUUCUGUCUAGUGGUCCCUUCUUUUAAAAACCUGUGUCUAGUCAUCUCUAUCCUGAACACUAUCAAAGAGGCCACUUGCUUUACUAGUUGAAGUGGCAGUUUGGGAGAAGCUGGCCUUCCCCCCUAUUAGAUGCCUAUAAAAUUCCAGUAAAUGAAUUGUGGGGUAAAGAGGUGAUUGUGUGGAAUUCAUGUCUGUUGCUUUACACAUACCAUGUCUGUUUCCCUCAGUUUCAUGUUUAGGAGCUUAUAUACGUAAAUUUAUAUGUACCUGUUCUCCCACCUGAGAGAAAUUUCUCAGAAUAUGCAGUAUAUUUUGAACAUAGAUUCCUCACCGGUGUUCUCUGCAGAGUAAAUAUUUGAUGAAAUGAGUUUUCAGGGCUCUAUACUCUGAAGUAUAGGAAUGUGCUCAAGAAACGAGUUAUUUUUAUGGUUAAAGUAGCCUCUGGGUAUUUGCUUUUUCCUCCAACAUACCAGAGGCUGGAAAUGUUUCCCGUACCUUUUAGGUACUACAGACAUGCUGUUUUCCAGGUUACAUAAAUUUAGGGCACUGGGGGCUGACGUGUGCCAAGUUCUUUAUGUUGAUUUAUAGUGAUAACUUAGCUUUGACACCUCCCCUAGCAAAACUCGGCCUCUUCAGAACUUAGCACACACGUAUAAAAACGCCACAGUAAUUCAAAGUUUUGUGUGCCUGAUUUGUUUAUACCUCAGCUAAACCCGGAUAUAUAAUACUCAGUAGGAAAUUACUGGAAAUGUUGAUACUAAAGAUUAAAGGGCAGAGUGAACGUGUGUAUGUGUAAGUGUGUAACUUUAUAUGUCAAGCGUCUUGUAAUUUUGACAAGUCAUUUUGCUUCUCUGUCCCUUACCCUGACAUUUCAUUUCCCAAUUAAAAGCGAUACAGGGGGCCUCCCUGGUGGCGCAAGGGGUUAAGACGCAACCUAUGAAGCAAUCCGCAGCCUCUGCAGCACGAGUUUGAUCCCUGGCCAGCCAGGGAGCAACUCGCAUGGCGCAGCAGACCUCUCCUGUCUCACCCGCUGCACCCCUCAGCAGUGUACUUGGGGUCAAUCUGCCUGUUCUGCCCCCCACUGUCUCUGAUGAAUCCUCUCACCCCCCACACCUGUGGCCUGUACCCCAGUUCUUGUAUGCAUAAAUAAAUCUUUAAAAAAAAAAGCGAUAUAGUGUCCCAGAGGAGGUGGCCUUGUUUGCUAUUUAUAGUUAAUAACCCUGAAUUUCUCACACACGCCAGACACGCAUCUUCCAUUCAAAUGUCAGGGCUACAGAGGGGAAUUGUAACUGGAUUAUCUACAUGCUUCACACCAAAAACAAAAAAAAAAAAAGCAACCCCCCUUGAACAAUGAAAUUCAGGUGCUUCUAGUGUGUGACCUGUGGCACCUGGUUGCCUGCAACCCUUAUUCUAAGGGACACUGAGGGUUGUAUGUGCAUAGAGGACCCGUGGGAAUUUACGGAUGUGCCAAUUAUUUUUUUGCCUAUCAAGAUGUGUUUCUACUGCUACCUUUUAUUAUACAGCGAGGUCUGAUUUACAAAGUUUUGUGAACCAAGUGCUUUUCACUGAGUUUUCAAAACUCAUAACUGAGCAGAGGGAACCAGACCACAGCUGACGCACAGUCUCCCGUAGCCAAGGCCUCUGCCCUGCAAGGUCACGUUCUGCAUUCCCGAUGGGACAGCACUGGGGAGAACGCUAGUGUUUAGCCAGAACCAAAAGGAUGAAAUUUUAUCAGCCCAAUUUGAUGUCUCUGGACAUAAACGACGACUAUAUGACUGACAUGUUAACGGUGCUGUCAUUUUCCAGUUGAUUUCGCAACACUUUAAAGAUACAAGCGAGUAUAAUUAUGCUGUACAAGGAUGAAUGGGCCCCACAGAAGGCCAGAAAUAACUUACUUCCCUCUCCCAUUUAUAGAUGCGGAGUAAUACUUAGAGAAAAGCACAAAUUUUGUUUACUACACUCAAAACAUUCCUGCUUCGUGUCAGAAAAACAAGGUUUGGAGGGUUACAAGUUCUCAUCAGCUGGUGCAGGAGGAAAAACUUACUUCACGUCAUUUCUUUGACGGGAAGGCUGUUUCAUCCAGGGCUCAUUUACAUUUUAUCAGGUUUUCCUCAGACAUCUACACCUUCCCUGUUCCCUUUAGUCUGUGUGCUCUGAUUCAAGUUCUCAGACCCAAACUAGUCCUCCACCCCACUCCCCACCCGGAGCAGGCUGUCUCCAUGAACCCCAAAUUGGUCCGCAGUUGAGUAAUCACUGGCUUGGCCUUAGGUCUGUCCAAGAUCUACACCUCCUCAUCCUUCCUCCUGCACCUUCCCGCUGCAGGCAGAUGUACUCCACUCCUUUUAUUCUUUCCCACUCUCUCCUCCAUUUUCUGCCAGGUCCAAGACAGCUCGUCUUCGCUCAGCUAACCCAAUCCUCCGUGCUUUUCUCUUUCCUCAAAUCGGAACUCAGAAGGCUUCGCAGCCAACUUACAUGCCAUUCCCUGCGAUUCUCUUUAUCGACAUUAUUCCACACGCCUGCACCGAAGGUAAAAGUUUUAGUCCUUUAAUGACUAAUUCUUUAUUAGCUAGCGGGUGAAACAGCUUCUCGUCUUGUAAAUCGUGAUGGCCAGGGUCACGUUAUGCAGAGGUCACGGAGGCCUAUGUGGCAAGGACAGCUCUUCAAUAAGCCAACCCUGACUGACAGGGGCUUGAACAGCAUGCGUCUACUUACAUGCAGGUUUUCCUGAAAACACACCAUGGACAUGGAUGGUACCAAUAAACACAGUGCAGUUAAACGUAUUUUGCCUAUGAUUUUCUUAACUUUUUUUCAGUCUUAAGAAUAACAUAUAUAGGGCCUCCCUGGUGGCGCAGCGGUUGAGCGCUGGGUUGCGAAGCUGCCCGCGGCCUCUGCAGCGCCGGUUCCAUCUCCGGCUGCUCCCCGGCCACCGGAGGAGGGUCCCACAUGGCGCACAGACCUCUCCUGCCGCCCGCUGCCCACCUCAGCAGUGUACUUAGGUCCUUCUGCCUGCUCUGCUCCCCGCUCUGGCUCUGGUGA